Drosophila melanogaster (fruit fly) is the source of this 2125-nucleotide messenger RNA. RefSeq lists its product as uncharacterized. The record is from RefSeq and is marked reviewed. Gene Ontology annotation, molecular function: calcium ion binding. The coding region runs from base 259 to 1305 and encodes 348 amino acids. The transcript is spliced from 3 exons. Lineage: Eukaryota; Metazoa; Arthropoda; Insecta; Diptera; Drosophilidae.
UGUGCAAGUUUAGUGAACAGCUGUAGUAAGUGUUUAUUUUUCGUUCGCUCGAUGCUUUCACCUGUUUGUUGGGCGCAUUGGUAAUAAAAUUAUUCGAAUGAAAUCAAUUCUGUAUUAAUUAGGAGGGAGCACAAGUAUAUUAAACAAAUUGCAAAAAAAUCUGUGACACAAAGACAACGUCGUUACUGAUAAGGGCCGAAAUCGGCUAAACUUUGGAAUUGGUGCUCAUUCGCUUUUUGGCCACUUUCGAGCGCAGAAAUGGACACGGACGACAACUCAAGUGGCACUAUUACCGGCAGUGAUCUUGGCCAGCGUUAUCGGCAUGCAGGCGACUUAACUGGCGAAGCCCCAACCAGACCCUUCGCCGAGAUCAGCAUUACGGUUCCAUGGGGGCACAUAUCCGGCAAGUGGUACGGUCCGCAGAACGUCCAACCAAUUUUAGGACUGCACGGGUGGCAGGAUAAUGCGGGAACCUUUGAUCGCCUGAUGCCGCUGCUGUCGCCGGACGUGGCAUUCCUCGCGAUCGAUCUUCCUGGUCACGGGCUAUCGUCCCGACUGCCUGAUGGCUGCUACUACAACUCCGUGGAUAAUCUGUAUGUGAUCCGCCUGAUCAUGAAGCAGUACAAGUGGGAGAAAGUGUCCCUGGUUGGACACUCAAUGUCGUCCAUUAUUUGCUUUGUUUUCGCCGCGGUCUUUCCGGACAAGGUGGACAUGAUCAUUGGGAUUGAUGCCCUGAAACCUCAUCAGCGUCCGUAUCCGUCGGUUAUUAGGACCAUGGAAACCCGUUUGGACGAGUUCUUGCGUGAAGACGAAAGGAACCGGAGUAAGAACGAGCCGCCGAGCUACACCUACGAUGAACUUAUUGAGAGGGUCUAUAUCGGCACCUUCCAUUCGGUGAACAAGGAGCACUGCAAGCAUUUAAUGGCUCGCAACAUCGGCAAGUCGGAGAAGUACCCGGACAAGUACUUCUUCUGCCGCGAUAGGCGUCUCAAGUUUUACAACUAUGCCAUCGGGUCCCAGGAGCUGUGUGUGGAAAUGGCCAAUCGGAUUACAUGUCCUUACUUGUUCAUCAAGGCCGCCCAGUCCUCGUAUUUCGAGGACAAGAAGUACUACGACGAGGUGCUGGAUGUGCUGUUGAAGAAGCCGAACUUUGAGUACCUGGAGGUUAAUGGCUCGCACCAUGUGCACAUGAACGAUCCAGAGGCCAUCAUUGCACCGGUCAACAACUUUAUCCAGCGCUUCGGACCGGCGGCAGCGGCUGCAUCCCGCCAGAAGGCCAAGGAGGCGAAGGAGAGCAAGCUUUAGGCCAACGGUGUGGUAAAUAGAGCUUAUUUAUUGUAGUACAGAUUGUACAGGUUUUUAUACUUAAUUGUUUAUGCUAUGUGAUCGCGGCAGAGGACUCGGCUCUGCUAUAAAUACACAAUGUACAUAAGCCGAGGGGUUUUUCGACUGCGCUUAAUGGGGAAGUCGUGAAGGAUACCAAGAAACUGGUUAUGUACAAGCUUAACCCUUUUGUAUUGCGCCCAAAUUGUAUAUUUCAAAACUUUAUAAUUUAUUUCAGCUCGAGCAUCAAUAAUUUCGCUUUUUUGAAUUGAUAUAUAAAGAAGAGCUUACCAUUUUAUUAUCGUUUAAAUAUUUUUUCGUCUUACAAUAUUCAUUAUCUCUAAAGCACUUAUUUGAUAUUUAUAACAGAAACACCUUUAAAUAAUACAGAUCAAAUAUUAUUUUAUGCGUAUAUACAAAUGUUAUUGUAAUUAGUUUUUUAGCUUUUAAUACUUUUUAAUGCUAUUAAUAUGCAGCGUUUGUGUGUUCAUUAUAAAUGUUUCACUGUAAUUGGGCUUAUUUAUUGUAUGAAGUGCCCAUUUACAGAAGUAACUUGUCUUCCGAUCACCGGCAGAUGACCUACAUCUUCUUCACGAGUAGAAUCCAAGCAGCGAAAGUGUUAAUAACCCGCAAACCUGUUCCCGAAAUCCCAGCCGUCUGUUACAUCAUUCUCUAGACUCUUUCUUGGCAACAUGAUCGUUUUCAAUUGUCGGUGUCCACGCUGGAGGUCAGUCUCGGUUGGAUUUACAUGGAAAUGAUUGUUUACUGGAUAUAUAUUUUUUAAAAAUAACUGAGCUGAGGC